AUGUACCGCAAAGUACCAUGCAGACAACAGUUGCUCUACCAUGGUAUUGUAGGAAUUAGCUACCACAACUGUGCUCCAUGUGGAGUUUUAAAGAAUGAUCACUCUCUCGGACCUGCCCUCUCAAAACACAAAUUUGAAGUCGAAUUUGUUUUCGAUUUCUUAAUGCACCCGACUUUCUUGACAUUUGCUCAUUUGCAUCAGCAAUUCCCUCCGUGCUCAAUCGUUGUAACUAACUUCCCGAUAGAUAUUACUAUAAUUAUUGGUUACACACCAAAUGCCAAAUGGGGCGCUCCUUUCCAAUUUGUUUUUGAUGAUGUGGCGUUUGUCCUCAUUCGCAUAGCAGAUCCAUCUGCCUUGCACAUCAGAAGACUUGAAUCUGAAUCUAAACCAGCUCUAGUUAUUUUCUAG
This is a messenger RNA of Phycomyces blakesleeanus NRRL 1555(-), 408 nucleotides long. RefSeq lists its product as hypothetical. The transcript has a single exon. Lineage: Eukaryota; Fungi; Mucoromycota; Mucoromycetes; Mucorales; Phycomycetaceae. Bases 1 to 408 code for a protein of 135 amino acids. The record is from RefSeq and is a predicted model, not a curated record.